Molecule: messenger RNA, 5397 nt
Organism: Cheilinus undulatus (humphead wrasse)
Lineage: Eukaryota; Metazoa; Chordata; Actinopteri; Labriformes; Labridae
Gene: cdh24b
Exons: 15
Coding region: 496-5397 (1633 amino acids)
Biological process (GO): adherens junction organization; homophilic cell-cell adhesion; cell-cell junction assembly
Cellular component (GO): adherens junction; plasma membrane; catenin complex
Molecular function (GO): cadherin binding; calcium ion binding
Source: RefSeq, a predicted model, not a curated record
CAGUUUUCUGACCGGCUGACGGGCUGAACGAGCGGCGGACGAACAAACUUGAGACAUCCAGGAGAGAUCCUACUCCCACCAAAGGUUUACAUCUGGGACCCUUCUCAAAACAGCUUCACAACUCAUUUGUGAGUCUUGACCUGCCAUUUGAGAACCACUGAUCGAGAUGACUAGAUCCUGCUUGAGUCUGGGUGUUCAGGCCUCUGCGGGAAACUGAAUGAGACGCUUCGCAAGACGAGUGGGGAAAAAACCAGCGGAGGGAGGCUUGCUGAGAUAGAGGAAGACAUAAGGGAGAGGAAAAAGGCAAAGAGAGAGAGAGAGACGGAGUGACUGACACCUGCCCUCCAGCUCCGUGUGAAGGGCAAAGCAUGGGAGAGUGAGAGGAGGGGGGGCAUGAAAAGAGGCAAAACAGAAAGGAGAAUGAAGACAACCGGAAAACAAGGCCUGCCUCUAAGCAAACCUCGCUCAAAUUAGGACAUCUCGCCACAAGACAACAUGAUUACAAGGAAUCUGCUCCUGCUGGUUUUCCUGUGCCUGUGGGAGGGGCGUGUAGGAGGUGCCAGUAAGAUCCUACGUAGGAGAGGAGUGGGCGGAUCGCACGUAGUGAAGCUAGCGGACAGCAGAGCUACGGACCAAUGGGACGCGAACGUAGAUGCGAAUUCAAUGCCUGUAGUGACUCUUAGAAACCUGAUAAGUCACGAGCAGGCGGCCGACGCUGGAUCUUUUUCUUACUCCAAAAUGUUGCAGAGUCAUGCUGCUCCGCAAGUCGCCAGCAAGGAGAGGCAAGCAUUCAAGCCCAAGCGUGACAUCGACUCUAAAAAGGAAGUGACUUCUUUACACAUCAAUAAGGAGUUAAACCAGGAGGUGAAGAAAGUUAGGAAUAGCACCAAGAACUCCGAGACAAAACUAGGAAGAUCUGAGAAAAUAUUUCACCAUAAAUCAGAGGGACACGCCAAUAGAACCAGGUCUAAGUCAGGGUCUAGAUCCAGAAGUAGGCCUGAUCUGAAUGUCCACACUACUGGCGUGCCAGGGAAAGGCUUCAGCAUUGAUUCAAGCAGAAAGCUAAACCUCACUGGGAGUUACGGCGUCCUGAAGCUGCUGUCGAAGGAGAACUUAGUGAGGAUUGUCAAUUCCCAGAUGCAAAGCGUCCCUGGCCUGAGCUUUCCGAGCAAGGGCAGCCGGAGCAGGAAGCGAGAUUUGAUUGACGUUAAUCACGGACAGUUAGAGGCUCAGAAAGCACAGCGACAAGAUAUGGCUGUCACUCAGUUUCACACUGGAUUUGAUAAUCAGACAGCAUAUCCUUAUGUAAGCCCAGACCCCACGCCAGAUCUUAAUCGAGACCAGGGCAGCAACACUUAUAAUAAUGCUCUAAGUGUGGCCAAUCCAAGUAAAGGGCAGGGUGUCGUAGGAACACAGGGUUCAGAUGGUGGCGAUAAUAAGAGCAAACACCUUGUUCGCUUACUGUCAACGCCUCACAGCGAGGUCAACCUCAGCCUGGAGAAGGAAGUAAUAGGCAGCCAAACAGAGCCACCAUUUACAUCGACAAAACAUUUCCCACUGUUUGCUCCCUCUGAAACAAAUGAUUCUCCGCCGUCUGUGCUGACAAUGCAACCCCUGGGAGUAAGAGCGGGGAACAGAGCAGCAGAUUCCCAUAGAGACCCAUUAACAGAGUCAGCUCACUCUGCUCAAACAGAACCCAGCACAGCUCAGUACCCUGCAGAUGAAGACAACAAACUUGUCAACAGCAGUCAUGUCCUGAGGCUCCAUCCGGCUCCCGAAUGGAGCCACGAAGCACAAGAUGCUGGGAUGCAAGCUGUCGAGCCAGAAAAUGGGAAAGGCCUUGUGUUCGAGGAGGCAGAGGAGUCGGAGGUGGAGGAGGAGGAGGGAGUGCCUGACCGGAUGGAGAGGAAGGGGCCGCGCUCUCGCAGCAGGAGGAGCUGGAUCUGGAACCAGUUCUUUGUGAUCGAGGAGUACGCCGGGCCUGAACCUGUGCUCAUCGGACGGCUCCACACCGACAUGGACAGGAAUGAUGGACGCACUAAGUACGUCCUGCGAGGCGAGGGGGCGGGAUCGGUCUUUGUGAUAGAUGAGAAGACGGGAAACAUCCACGUCACCAAGCCACUGGACCGUGAGGAGAAGGACGAGUAUCGUCUCAUCGCCACGGCCACAGACAGGCAGACCGACCGGGCCCUGGAGCCCUCGUCACAGUUCAUAAUUCGGGUGCAGGACAUCAACGACAACCCGCCUGUCUUUGAUGAAGGCCCCUACAGCGCCACUGUGCCUGAGAUGGCAAAUAUAGGCACGUCUAUAAUCCAGGUGACAGCGACAGAUGCUGAUGACCCGACUUAUGGGAACAGCGCCAAGCUGGUGUACACACUGGUGCAGGGCCAGCAGUACUUCUCAGUGGAUCCCCAGACAGGUAUUCUGCGUACCGCUGUGCCAGACAUGGAUAGGGAGACCCAGGACCAGUACCUGGUGAUUCUUCAAGCCAAAGACAUGGGGGGCCACCUGGGUGGAUUAUCUGGGACCACCACUGUCACCGUGAGGCUGACUGACGUCAACGACAAUCCUCCACGCUUCACUCAGAGUAUGUGGUCCUUCUCCGUUUCUGAGCUGGCCAUCCCCGGGGCUGAAAUAGGACGUAUCUCUGCAACAGACGCAGAUCUUGGAGAGAACGCCAAGCUGGACUACACCAUCCUAGAGGGGGAGACGGGGGACACGUUUAACAUCACAGGGGUGAACCAGGAGGCUGUCAUCACACUCAACAAGCCUGUGGAUUAUGAAAGCCGGAGCUCCUAUUCCUUCUCCGUGGAGGUCCUUAACCCCAUAGUGGAUCCUCGCUUUCUGCGUCGAGGCCCCUUCAAGGACCGGGCGUCUAUCAGAGUUGCAGUGCUGGAUGCAGAUGAGCCUCCAAGGUUCUCUAGAGCCAGAUACCACAUGGACGUGUCUGAAAACUGCCCACCAGCCUGCACAGUGGGCCGAGUCAGUGCUGUAGACCCGGAUACCGGGCUUACCAAUAAUAUCAGGUUCUCCAUUGAUCCUCAGUCAGACCCAGAAGCUCUGUUUCGCAUCACCCCAGACACCGGCCUCAUCACCACCGCCUCGGAGCUGGACCGGGAGCGCGAGCAUUGGCACAACAUCACGGUCAUUGCCACUCAGAGAGACAAUCCCAACCAGGUAUCCAGAGUUGUGGUUGCGAUCGAGACGUUAGACCUGAAUGACAACGCACCCGAGCUGGACAGACAAUACACGACAGCCUUGUGCGACUCCUCUUCCAUCGGACAGGUGGUGCAGGUGUUGCGGGCGAUUGAUAGAGAUGAGGGAGGGAAUGACAGCACCGUGUAUUUCAGCAUCCCUCCGGAGUCCAGCGCUGCUCUCAACUUCACCGUCAGAGACAGCGGUGGCCCCACAGCCAGCCUGGUCCUGAUGUCCCAGCUCCAGCCGCUGUCCCGCUCUGCGUCCUCCACCCUGACGCUCUAUGUGCCGCUGGUCCUGAGGGACGGGACAUCUGGCCUCACCAGUAGUGGGACGGUCACCGUCUCCGUGUGUCCCUGCCUGAGAGGAGGGGCACGGGCUGGGGAGAAAGAGAAGGACAAACAGGCUGAGGGCGAGUGGGACUGGGAUAGAGAGGCGGUGUGUCUUCCUCAGCAGUCCACACUGCCAUCUCCUGGGCUCAGUACCGCCGCCCUGCUGGCUAUCCUGGCUUGUGUCGCUACGCUUCUGGCGGUGAGUGCCCUGUCAUUGUCUCUGCGCCGUCAGAAACGUGACUCUCUGUCGCCGCUGGAGGAGGACGACGUACGUGAGAACAUCAUAACCUAUGACGACGAGGGCGGGGGCGAGGCCGACACCGCUGCCUUUGACAUUGCCGCUCUCCAGAGUGCUCCGCACAGCUCCCGCUCACGUGGCUACCGCACGCUGGACAGCAGGAAUAUACGUUACACCCAACGAAACCAAGAAAAGGCUCGCACCUACAGCUGGGCUCAGAACCCAGGAGUAGACCACAACUAUUCAGGACCAGGAGGUCCUCUCUAUGGUCGCCUCUGCUACAGCAGCCACACCUUACCUGUUCUCCGCCGCACUCCAGGUGGAACAUUUGAACCCGGCCUCGCAGAGCUGGGAUACCGCUUUCCUGGAGGUCAACCAGACCACUCCCUGGUCAUUCAGAACCAGGGGGCCAUGGUAGGGCCAAUGGAGUCUGGGGCGGUGUACAUAGCCCCGACAGACCUUAGCACAGGAAGCCGAACAGGGAGUCGAGCGGGUAGCCGUGAUGGGACUGCGCCCCAAAGUGGCACUUCAGACGGAGGUACUCCAAGAACCAGCGACAGCCAGGAGAGAGGAGGGGGGACGGGGACUGCAAGCAACUGUACAGAGGGGAGCAAUGAGGACAAAGGGAACCAUAAUCAAGAUGUGGACUGGGUGCAGUCGGAGACGUUACCCAGAGAGCACAACCUUGUCAUGACCCGGUCCGGCUCCCUGAUGGGCACAGGUCACGGCAGCGGAGGUUGGGUGUGCGACUCGGCCACCCUCCCCCUGGCUGGACGGAGGGCCUCCCGCACUGGCUUGUCCCCAAAAAGCACAGGCUCUGUGCAGGCUGAACCUGAAUCCAAUGGAGGAGGAGGAGGAGGCAGUGGAGGAGGAGGGGGAAGUGGGGGCACCUCCGCAGAUGGACAACCUGCCAGUGGGCGCAACUACGCCACUAUCCAGCAGGGGGAGGUGUCUGCACAGAGGGACUACCCAGGCAGCUUGGGGAGAGGAGGACUGGAGAUGGGGAGCAACUUUGUAGUGGCAAGGCCGGACAGGGAAGGCGGAGGGAUAUCUGUCUACCCAGAAGCAGCUGGCUUUAUCGGGGACUGGCGUGAUCGUUUAGGUCCAGGGGGGUAUGUUUUGGGCAGGAGGGAUAUGACCCCCCAGCUCUUUCCCUUCCCCGGGCAGCCACGGGGGGCAUACGGGGGAGUGAUGGGCUUUGGGACCAGCUGGGUUCCUGGUAUGGAGGCUGCAAGAGGAGCACAAGGCCCAGGGGGUCCCUCUUUGGCGCUGAGGGUGGGUGAGUUCCUCCGUCUGCGUCUUGCCCAGGUCACAUUUGACCCUUUGCAGCCACCGUACGACUCUGUGCAGGUGUACGGCCUGGAAGGCACAGGGUCCCGCGCUGGAUCCCUCAGCUCCCUGGAGAGCGAAGGAGAAAAGGAUACAGAGAAGGAGGAGUGGGGGGCAGGAUUGGAAGAGUGGGGUCCACAAUUCCAGAAGUUAGCCCACCUCUUUAAAGAAAGGGAGAAAGAGAGGGAAGAGAAGGAAAAAGUUGAAGACGGGGCCAAAAAAGAGAAGGAAAAGAAAGAAGUGAAGGAGAAGAAAGACAAAAAAGAGGCAGGGGAGCGGGCUGCAGAAGAGGGAAAAGACUGA